Messenger RNA from Miscanthus lutarioriparius, 1962 nucleotides. NCBI's taxonomy places the organism in Eukaryota, Viridiplantae, Streptophyta, Magnoliopsida, Poales, Poaceae. The record is from the annotation of a GenBank genome assembly.
AUGGGCUGGGCUGCGAGGCUUCAGCAGCUCCUCUGGCCGGCCGGAGAUGCACCAGCUGUGGUGGCUGGCGAGGCUUCAGCAGCUGGCCAGGCGUUGAGCAGGUGGCCAGGCGAGGAGCAGCCGACUGGCGACACGCUGGGACCUGAGAGGAGGAGCAGGCAUCUAGGCGAGGGAGCAGUCGAGGUCAACACGCUGGGACCUGAGAGGAGUAGCUUCAUGUGGUCGCCCCCUAGCGCGCGCUCAUCGAAACCCAGCGAGGAGCACGUGGGGUACGGUGUCGCCGGCGAGGAGCAGGAAAAGGGCAGGGGGAAUUCAGAAUCUGACAUUGAAUAUGACACCUCCUCUGAUGUUGAUAAACAAUCUGACACUGAUGAUGACUAUGACGAUGACCUCAAUAAUGAGGUCAAUACCGAGGUAGGAGCGAUGGUUCCAGGAACUCGCCCUCAGAAGAAGCAAAAGGCAGCAACAAUGGCGGCUGCCAACCAGCAAGAACUGCGGACGCCAAUAAAACUCACUAGGCAAAGUGCAGCCAUGCCUUCGCCUGGAGGCCGUCCACCACCUAGGAUAAGAAAUCCCUUGCCUCCUAAGAACACUUCCAAAGCCAACCCUAAACCUAUUGCCAUCUCUAGUGCCAGCCAACUGCAAGGCCACCUCACACCAAACACCAUGCCUUCGCUGCCUGGUGCUAACCCUGAGCAUACUCCUAGACCCACUAUUACCAUGUCUCAGUCGAGGCAAAUGACUCUCGCAACUAGUAUUAACCAGCUAAUCCCUACAGACUCCUCGCCAGGUGGCCAGAGCUCUAGGCAAAGCAAUGACAUCAAUGAGUCAGCUGAGCAAUUUGAUACUGCUAAUUCAGAGGGUAAUACAUGUGAAGGAGAACCAAGUGAUGACUUAGUUCCAGCGCGCCAAAAGAAUGUCCGCAAGAAAACCAUGGGUCAUGGCUUAGAGAAGAUGAUAAAUAGAGGAAAGAAGUUGGCUAUCCAGGUGGCUGAAGGGAAGAAAAGACCUGAUGUACCACUUCAGGCAGCGAAGCUGGCAUCAGAAACUGGUGUUGCCCUAAGAGACAACCUGCCUAUCUUAACAUCUUGGAAGCUAUAUCAAAAAGAUGCGGGACCGGCACAAAUAAGAAAAGUGCUUGAGAAAGUGGCGUCAAGGUUGGAUGUGGAUAUUAAGAACGAGGGACCAAGCAAAGCUGCAUGCACUGAUAUCAUCAAGAAGGGAGUAAGGCAGCAGAGGUAUCACCUGAAAAUGAAGUACUUCGACCCUACACUCACAAUGGAGCAGCUCUUGGCCAAACAGCCUCCACCAAAGAUGAAGAAAGAGGAGUGGGUAAAGCUGGUAGAGUACUGGUGUGACCCAAAGAAUAAGGAAAAAUCUGCUAAGAAUAAAGUUAACCGAGGCCAAGUGCAGCUGCACCAAAAGACUGGAGCUAGGUCAUAUAUUGCCCAUCGAUACAGCCUGAGGCCUAAGUACAACAACAUGGAACCAGAUGUUGUUGAUUUCUUUGGGGAGUGCAUGACUAGUCGCCAAAGUGGUCGUACUCCUCUUGCAGAUGAAAUAUAUGAACAAAUGGUGGCAGAGAAGGAAAGAGAGCCAGAAGAAGGAGAAGCACAAAAGUCUCCCUCCACUAUUGUUGCUGAAAGUCUCAGCCACAUCAGCCAUUCAUCCACCUUUCUUCCGAACAUUGGUGUCCCUAGACUGUCGAAGACUGGCCAAGCCUCAUCGACAGCAGCACAAGCACGCCUUCAAGCUGAGUUUGAGGCAAGACUUCAAGCUGAAAGAGAUGAAGCUGCUAGGAAGCAGGAAGAAUUGCAAGCACAGCUUCAAGCUCAGCAGGCCGCACUCCAAGAAAACCAAAGUUUGCUGCGCCAGACUCAAGAGGAAGUGAAGGGGAUGAAUACCAAGUUUGAAGAGACUAAUGCACUGCUGCGAGCUGUCCUCAAACUUCAGAAAGAUUGA